AUGUUGUGCAUGGAAGACGGAAGUAUUCAACACAUAAUUAAAUGUGCCAACGACCCAAUGUUAGUUCAGAAAGCGUGUCAAGAUCAUAUAAAUUCAAUAUUUCACUACUCCGAUACUUACGACUUGAUUAUAUCAAUGAAAUGUGGAGGACCACUGCCAAACAUCACAAAUGUUUCCAAAAUACAGAUAAAGGAUGAAACUGUAGAUCCACAAUUUUUAAAAAACGUUUUGACUACAUAUUCCGACCAUCACAGCCUAAUUGUCCAUUCGAAAAUUGUUGGAGAUCUACCGAAAAAUUCUCCAUUUUUUCAAGUUCAAAACGUUGUUGCAGAUCGAUCCGGACCGGAUUACUUUCACAAUUUCGUCGGUAGAAAAAUGUUUUUGACACUCGCUACCGUAACUGAACAAGAUCUCAUUCCAUUUCUUCAAAAAUGGAUUUCAAACGAAGCUUAUCAUAAUCUGGAGACUUUAUACAUUAUUACACGGAAAAGAAUAAAUGUAGACCUGAUACGUCAGUCGAUAGAAUUUGAGGAAUACGAUCCGAAUGAACCAGAAAAGAGACCAGCUCAAUACGUUAUUGAAAUACCGUAUGUUGGUCCAAUCUCCAGAGUGUAUCAUCUUGGUCAUGAGUUUGUUGAAAUUAAACGAAUCACAGACGGGAAAAGAGCGUUCCUUUCUGUUGGUGUUUCCUAUUUCAGAUUUUUUGUUCACAAAAAUUGA
Caenorhabditis briggsae is the source of this 720-nucleotide messenger RNA. The transcript has 3 exons. NCBI's taxonomy places the organism in Eukaryota, Metazoa, Nematoda, Chromadorea, Rhabditida, Rhabditidae. Gene Ontology annotation, biological process: embryo development. Bases 1 to 720 code for a protein of 239 amino acids. The record is from RefSeq and is a predicted model, not a curated record.